AAAUGUGUGACAUUACUACAUUAGUGAAGUCAAGCAAAGAAAAGAGAAAGGAAAAUCUCAAAAUCGGGGAGUAAGAAAGAAUGGCGCAGAACACAGGAAUGUUAUCCAGAGAUCAAUUACUCUACCUUUUCGAUCGAUUCGAUUAUCUCACUUCUCUUCCUGAUGUCAAGAAACGCAUAGCUGAAGCUGUUUUAGAUAAUCAGGAAGCUGUUGCUGUGACAACUGCAAUCCAAGAGGAGAUAUUCUUAGAAAUGGGUGUUGAUCCUAGCUUUGGAAUUGGCUGCCUGGGAAAAGUGAAUAUGGCAUAUGAGAAUGACCGGGACUUGAUGAUCCGCUUCUAUGGAUUUGUGGCUAAGGAAGAGAUAGCCUGUGAUGAAGCUGAGCUUGGAACAGAUGAAUUUGCCAAAAAGAUGCGUAACCAGCAUGAUCUACAAGCACAGCAACUAAAGAUGUUAAAGCAUAUGCGUAAAUUUCACACGGACGACCAGUCGGCUAUUCUUGGAAAGUUACACGAGCAACUGCAAAAUUCAGAUUUCGAUAACUGGGCAUCUGUCAUGCCUGUGGAACAAAUUCAGGAGGUCGUUAGAAAGAGAAAUGUGCCAAUAGCAAGAGCAAACUAAUGGUUGCUUGAGAAUUUACCAUAUCAUCAACACUCUUUUUCAGCUGAACUGGGAACUUGCACUUUGUAUGUUUGUAUUAUUUAAAAAAAAAUCUCUUUAGCUGCAAAUGGACUUAAUUUCAAAGUGUUAAUAAGAGUUUUUUUUUUCCUUACUCCUGUCA
This is a messenger RNA of Chenopodium quinoa (quinoa), 780 nucleotides long. RefSeq lists its product as uncharacterized. The coding region runs from base 81 to 620 and encodes 179 amino acids. The transcript is spliced from 7 exons. NCBI's taxonomy places the organism in Eukaryota, Viridiplantae, Streptophyta, Magnoliopsida, Caryophyllales, Amaranthaceae. The record is from RefSeq and is a predicted model, not a curated record.